AUUUUUUUGAAAAUCCUCGCUUAUAAAAAAAGUAACAGAGAAAAGAUAUCAAUUCUUUUUUCAUAAUCCCCUCCUUUCCUUCAUGUCAGCAUCUGUUGUCAAGCAAAGUGUUGCCAGCAAAGAUAUUCAGCCAAGACAAAAGAGAUUCAAAGUAGGAAAAGCAUGCUUUACUUGUCGAGAGAAGAAGAUCAAGUGCGAUGGAGUUCAGCCUUGUAUGCAGUGUAAAGCAAGAAAACGACCUUGCACAUUUUCCAAAGAUGGAAUGUUAGAUAAUAGUGACCAUAUUGCAGACGAAGGAGAAAAGAGUGACCAUGUUAAGAAGAAGAUAAAGACAAAGAAUAGCAGCAGCAAUCAUAGCAGCCAUAGCAACGAUAGCAACCUUAGCCAUGGCAACAGCAGAAGCAGUAAUGCGAGCACUAGUACCAGCAGUAGUAGUAGUAGUAACAGUAGCGCUAGUAGAAGGAAAGGCAGCAAUGAUGAUAAUAAUAAUUCUAUCGAUAAUCCAACAGAGAAACAAAAGACAGUUGACAUAUUGGAUAAAUUAGCUAACCUGCUACCAGGUGAAGGGAAAGAAGGAAAGUGGGAGAUUGAUGAUGGCCAUUUGAAACUAAGAGGACAUCAUUUUUAUUAUAAUAAUCCUGCAGAAACAAAUGAUGAUAUAAUAGAAAUGCCUGAUAGAACAGUACAAAAAGAAUUAAUCAACUUGUAUUUUAAUCAUGGAUAUUCUGUAUUCCCUAUUCUUCCAAGGAAAUUGUUUUUGAAGCAAUUUGAGAUGGAAACAGAUCAAGAACUGAUGCAGCCAUUAUUAUUAUUUGUCCUAUUUGCAUUUGGAGCACAGUAUAAAGGAAAAAAUAGUACGGAGACUGCAGACAUCUACUUUAAGCAAGCAAAGCAGUUAUUGGACAAGGCAUUAAACUAUCCAAGGCCAAGUACAAUCAUUGCAUUAGCCUUGAUGAGCUUAUAUGAUGGAAACUUUUUUGAUAGCAGAAAAAAGAUAUACAGUUCAAUCGCAUUUCAAAUGUGCUUUGAUCUAAACCUGAUGAAGGAUUACAGUGGAGAUUAUAUUAUCGAAGAGGAAAACAACAUUGAGAUACUUGAAUUAAGGAAAAGAAUCUGCUGGGGAUGUUACUAUCUAGACAAGAUAAUACAUAUUCAAUCAGGCCAGCCUUGGAUGAUUCGAUCAAAAGACAUUGAAUUGGAUAUGCCACUGCUACAGCCAGGGGAUGAUAUCACUGAGCAUGAAAUACUGGAAGUGUUUGUCUCUAGUAUGAAAUUGAUGCAGAUUGGUGAAAGGCUGAUACAGAAUGAUCAACAUAUUAUUAUUGAUAAUAUACAUAAUGAACUAUUGCAUUAUCUAAGAUCAUUACCACCUCACUUACAAUGGACGACUACUCAAUCUAUUAUACCACCUAUCCCACCACCUCAUUCACCGAGAAACUCAAUGGUCUGUCAAUUGCAUAUACUCUAUAACUUGAUUGAAUUGAUCAUAUUGAAGCCUUAUUCAACGAGCUACAAGCAGAGAAUUAUCACAGUCUCAACCAAUCUGAUAAGACUUAUCACACUGUUAACAGAGAAGCCAAAGUGGAUCUUGAAUUAUCAUUUUAUACUAUCCACUUUGAUUGAAUCCAUCAAAAUUCUGUUAAAAUACUCUGCUUGUGAAGUAUUGACGAUUGCAAGGCAUUCGAGAUAUAUGUUUCAGCAAUCCAUUCAGUUACUACAAUUAUUUUUGUAUGCAAGGAAUAGUUUAUAUGCCACUAUUAAUGAGUUUGCUACCAAGCUGGAUGCACUCCUACUCUCUACCAAUGCCAAUAAUCUCAAUCAACAUCCAUUACAGCAACAGCAACAACAACAUCAGCAUCAGCAACAGCAAAGUCAGCAAGACAUUUAUGAUUUAUUAAACCCAUUUAUAUUACAUGAUAAUAAUACGCCAUGGUCUAUUGAUUUCUCAACUAUCAAGACCAAAUCCUACACGACCCCUUCUGUUACUGCACCAUCUUUUACUCCACAUCAUGAUCACUUAUUCCAUACCUCUUGGAGAGCCGCAAUGACCAUUCCUGAUAGAAUUCAUUAUCCAUUUGCAAAACUUCAUCUCGACUUUAAGCCUACUGCCACUACGCCUACACCUACGCCUACGACAACGACAACAACACCAAAUAGUAAUAAUACUAGCAGUAGUAAUACUAAUACUAAUAAUAACUAUGCCCAACAUCAUGACCUAUCAACAGAUCAACUUGCCGCUCUGGUUGCUCAAAUACAAGAAUCAAGCGAAAAAGAUAAUGGCAGUUCAGCUAGCAAUACCAGUACUCCCAAUAACGAUGAUUUAUUGUUCACUCUACUAUCUGACACACGUCAAAAAGAUCAUCACCCACAUAGACAAUCAUUUUCUCAUCCUUACAUGAACGUUGGUCUUGGCAUCUAUGCUUCUGCCCAUCAACACCAUAACGAUGUCAUUCGUCAACAUAUGCCUGAUUCUUCAACUAGACCUGUCUUGCUAAGUCAUCAAGGUCAAGCCAUUGUAACAAAUACAAAUGAUAAUAAAAAUAAGUGUUGAAUUAUUUUCUUUUCCUUUUUUUUUUUU
Messenger RNA from Rhizopus microsporus ATCC 52813, 2578 nucleotides. RefSeq lists its product as uncharacterized. The transcript is spliced from 4 exons. Gene Ontology annotation, biological process: regulation of DNA-templated transcription; DNA-templated transcription. The record is from RefSeq and is a predicted model, not a curated record. Bases 83 to 2551 code for a protein of 822 amino acids. NCBI's taxonomy places the organism in Eukaryota, Fungi, Mucoromycota, Mucoromycetes, Mucorales, Rhizopodaceae. Gene Ontology annotation, molecular function: DNA-binding transcription factor activity, RNA polymerase II-specific; DNA binding; zinc ion binding.